This is a messenger RNA of Papilio polytes (common Mormon), 760 nucleotides long. RefSeq names its product HEAT repeat-containing protein 3. The coding region runs from base 89 to 760 and encodes 223 amino acids. The record is from RefSeq and is a predicted model, not a curated record. NCBI's taxonomy places the organism in Eukaryota, Metazoa, Arthropoda, Insecta, Lepidoptera, Papilionidae. Gene Ontology annotation, biological process: protein import into nucleus; ribosomal large subunit biogenesis. The transcript has 5 exons.
UGUCAAAUAACGUCAACGACAUAAAAUCACGUUGGUUUUAGGUUAUUUAGAUUUUGUAUUAUUUUAGAAAUUAUUACCCUGUAGCACUAUGGGAAAAGUUAGAAAGCGUAAGCCAAAUAAAUCUCAAAGUAACACAGUAGCAGAUGUUUCCGAUGAAGAACUGCCGGUUGAUUCGAAGGAAAAUGUUAUUCAAACAAUAUUGGAUCAACUACAAGCAGCAAAUGUGGAAGAGAAAUACUGCGGUUUGCAAACUUUUGCGUUUAUUAUAGAAAGUCCGGAAAAUAUAGAGCAGGCGAUAGAGCGGGGAGUUGUUAAAGCUGUAGGUCCAUUGUUACUGGAUCCUGCUGGGUCAGUCAGAAAUGCUGCAGCAGGUUCAUUGCGUAAUCUGUCUGCGGUUCAGCUCGAAGUAUGUGAUUCCUUGAUGGAACAAGACAUAAUGACGCCUUUAAUAUGUUGGUUUGAGAAGCAUGCUGAUAACUGGACCCCGGAUAAUAAUUCUAAGACAAAAUUGGAGGAUGUCGAUACUUUCAUUCAAUGCAUAAAUCUUUUACUUAAUCUAUGCGAGAGUUCAGAAUUGGCUGUAAAAUAUUUAGGACAAUCGAGAAUUUUAAGCAUAUUACUUCCAAGAUAUUUAGACAUUGGUACAUUUGGUUGUGACAUUGUAUCAUCAGUACUGCAAUGUUUGUUUUUGAUAGAAAAACAAAAAUCCGGGUCAAUAGCCGAAUUGGGAGCAACAGUUUUGCAAAUUACCGUGGGUUAG